AUGGAAGUCCCAUUUAGAUACUUUUUGACCAACAAAUUAUCGCAAGAUCAUUUAGAGAUUUUCUUCAGUCGCAUUCGGAGAAGAGGUGGCUGGAACAAUAAUCCAAACUGUCUACAGUUAAAAUGGUCAUUAAGGGCGAUUUUGAUGAAAAAUGCUAUCAUGCCUUCCAAGAACGCAAAUGUUGCAAUCGAAGAACCUACAGAGAUAUUAUUUUCAGAGACGACUCCGAGCUCAGUACAUCACACACGUAACCAAAUGACCAAAUUUGCAAAGUUAUUGUCGGAUCCAUCAGAAUUCCAGGACCAUGUUUUAUAUUACAUGUCAGGUUAUAUUCGUUUACUUUGCUGUGUCCUGCUUCAAUCUAAAGUAGACAUUUAUUCGAUAGCCAAUUUCGAUUCACUUACUGCUCGAAAGGAUCGUGGGGGACUAGUAUAUGCUACCGAUGAUAUUUUCAAGGUUGUGAAAACUGCUGACAAGAUAAUGAGAUCAGAAUUGCUAGCAUUAGUAAAUCCACUUCACACAGAUAAAAACUUUAUAGAGAAAAUUUGUUCUAAAGUUAUUAUUGAACUCAGAGGUUCUAUUUUCAAGGAAUUAACUGAACAUUUCCUUGAUUGUGACUUUAUGGAAAAUGACCACUUUGCUCAACUCAUUAAGAAAAUAACAUCUCUAUUUGAUAAAACAGUAUUACAUCACCAUGGACGAAUAUACAGUGACAGGAAUCAAACAUGCAUCAAUGUAAAACAGUACGGGGAAGAUCAAGGCAUUGUUAGUGGUUCUAGGGGAAGAAGCUCUUCAAGAGGAAAAGUUACCAGAGGCAGAGGACCACCAUCGCAUAGCUGUAAGAAGCUAGAAGGCAGCAAACAAUGGUUACAGAAUUGA
Molecule: messenger RNA, 879 nt
Organism: Lottia gigantea (owl limpet)
Lineage: Eukaryota; Metazoa; Mollusca; Gastropoda; Lottiidae
Exons: 2
Coding region: 1-879 (292 amino acids)
Source: RefSeq, a predicted model, not a curated record